CUAAAGUACUGUUUGCCUCUACGCAGCCGCCGUAACCAUGCCGCCGAAGUUCGAUCUGUCUCAGUUGGUGGACGUCUUUCUCCGCGUGAUCGACGGUGAGGUCGAGCGGCUUCCUCCCUUGUUCCCAAGAUCGGUCCGACGAGUGACUAAUCAAUUAGGGAAUGGGGCUUGCGAUUUUGUCGAUGGAACUGGAACUCGUUUGCAAGUUCGGACGUACGAUGCAAUGAAGGAGGUAAUGGAGGAAGUUGUUCCGAUGAAGUCGUGGGAUGCGGUGAUAGUGGCAUCGGAGGAGGCUGUAAAGUGUGACGAUGGUGAUUGCAGGUACGACGGGAGAGAUGGAGAGCCCUUUGGAACAUGGGAAGAGAGGGUCACAAUGGUGAUUGGCGGCCUGAUUUGUUAAUUGCGACAAGGGGUGAAGGAGAGGUUCUGCCAGUGGAGUCGCGGGAGGCGGUGGUAGCACCCCUCUUCCAACCUCCCGUUCGUAACCGCUGCCGCUCAACAUUAUUUCCAAAGGGGAAAAAAGAAAUGAAAGAAAGCGACAGUAUCAGUAUGUACUAGGUACCAAUAUGUGUAUAGAUUUGUCCCAUUUUAUUUCUAUAAAAAAACGUUCCAGGGGAAAUGAUUCAUUCCCAUGCAUUUUGGAUUGGUCAUUUUAUAGUGCAAUUUCUCGUAUUGGUUCUGAGGGUUGGAGAAAUAAACCAUAGUAAGUGAACUAUAUUGAUCUAUACUGAAGUAUUUUGAAUGAAAUGUUUAGUCGUGGUUGAUAUGAGUUUGACCGCGGAUACUAUAACACAAAUAUUUUUAAAACACAUAAGAAAUCUCUUAAUGAAUACCACAAACACUAUAAAACAAACCACAAAAAGCAUACAACAAAUUUCAUAAUGCAAACCACAAAUCUCCUAAUACAUACCAGAAAUAUCACAAAGCAAAUCACAAAUAUUUCUAAAGCACACCAAAAACCUUCUAAUGCAAACCACAAACACGAUAAAGCAACCUACAAAAAGCAUACCAAAAACCUCCUAAUGCAAACCACACGUCUCAUGAAACAUGCUAGAAACCCCAUGAAGCAAACCAUAGAAUUUCAAAAGCACACCAGAAAUCUCAUAAUCCAAACCACGAACACCGUAAAUCAAACCACAAAAACCAAACCAUAAACCUUCUAAUGCAGACCACAAAUCUAUUAAAACAUACCAGAAACUCCACAAAGCAAACCAAAAAUAUUUCGAAAGCACACCAGAAACCUCUUAACGCAAACUACAAAUAUUAUAAAGCAAACCACAAACACGAUAAAGCAAUCCAGAAAAAGAAAACUAAAAACAUGAGAAAGCAAACUAAAAAAAGAAUAUAAGAAACACGAGAAAGCAAACCAUAAAAACACACAAUUAACACGAGAAAGUACAUUAUAAAUCUAUAAUGCAGAUCACAAAAUCCAGCGACUAGUGAUUAUUGACUGGACUCCCGCGAGUGACCAUUAUAUAAUAAUUCACUAUAUUUUCAUGUGUGUCGUAACCUUGCCGUCAGAUAUGAAAAAGUUCUUUUCAAAAAAAAUUUGUAUUUCGAAUAAAUGACGAGGCUCAAGACUAAUUCAUAAAUUUAUAUAAAUUGGAUCACAUUGAGGAACCUAUUUAUUAAUUUCCAAAUUUAUUUAUUCUUUCCUUUUCUAUGGAAAGUAAUCUUCCAAAUAGAGCAGAAAUCCUACUUGUUUUUUUUUUCGUCCAAAAGAUAGCGCUUCUCUAACAUUAGGCAGCCAAUAAUUAUUAGUAAUAACAAUAAAAUAAUUAGUUAAUUAAAUGGGCUUUGGCAGAUAAGUGCAGGUCACGUGCCCUGCUCUAAGAAAGCACGCUCAAUACACGCGGGCGGCAUGGGUAGAAAAAAAUGUGGUGACCAUAAUGCCCUUCUUUUAAUUUUUAGCACGCAGAAAUUCAGUCAACCCAUAAAACUAAAAAGUAUGCAAAAGGAUGGCUUCUUAUUGGCUGCCUUAUAUUGUUAUCACCAUAACAACAAACAUGGUGUUGUUAUCAUAUCCGGUCCCUAUAUUUGGUGGCUGGCCUCUAUAAGGCUGUCCACAACCCUAGGGCUAAAAGGCUAAAAUGUCCUUUUAGUCCCAAUAAAACAUCUUUAAUCAUGGGACAAAUUUGAGGGGUAAAAGGCUAUAAGAGAUUUUAAGGGGCUAUUUUAGCUCUUAUUUGGGAGGUUUUUAAGAGAGGGGCUAAAAUGGUGAGAGCUCAAAUGGUGGUGAUUAUUUUAACUUUCUUUUGUUUUACUUAAAUUGAAUAUACUUGUGUUGUUGUGAGUGCUUUUAACUAACGAAGUUCCUAUCGUUGUAACAUUCAACCAUUUGAUUGUUAUUUGAAAAAAAAAUAUUUAAAAUUUGGAACGUUCUUCCAUUUCAACUAAAAAAAAGGUAUCUCCGAAAUUGUUCAAAAUCUUGGUAAUUUUGAUGAACGAAGUUAAUUUCGGUGUAACUUUCUUUCAUUUCAACUAAAAACAAAGUAUCUCAGAAUAUUUCAAAUUUUAUCGGAAUGUUCGUAUUUAAUUAUUGUGAAUGAAUAUAUAAAUUUUAAAGUAAAAAACAUAAUUUUAACUAUUCAUACGUUAUGAUUACUAAAUACGAAACAUAAAUUUUUAGCUACAGGGUUGCAGCUGUUUCGGUUUUCGAGGGGGCUAAAAGGCUAAAAUAGACUUAAAACCUCCAAUUUUUGUCCCUCAUGUUGUGGUUAGCCUAAGGGGAGGGAAAAACAACAUUGUCAAAUAGGGGAGGCAAAAGCAGAACGCGUAGGUUAGUUGUUGUUUCAUUGUAACUAUUUUAGUAUGUUAGUUGUUGUUUCAUUGUAAUUAAUUAAUACUAGGGAGGAAGCCCGUGCUUCGUGACCAGAGUCACAAGACAUAAUCAUUAGUAAUAGAACAAAGAUAUUGAUCACCUAUAUUCUCAAUGUGUUCUUAUGGCGACAUAAGGCUAAGCCUGUAUCCAACAUUUAAAAGCAGGUAACAAUAAAGAUCCAUUUCAAUAACUCCCACCUACAUGUAGAUAAAAAAGAGUUAAGUAUCUAUUCGUGUUUUGUUUUACAGGGAAGGAGAAAAGAGUUGCCAGGCAGACAAAGACAUGUAAAGUUUCACAAAAGCAUCACCUCACGCUAUGGUCGGGUCGGGUACAUUUGGUGGCUGGCCUCUAUAAUGCUGUCCACAACCCUAGGGCUAAAAGGCUAAAAUGUCCUUUUAGUCCCAAUAAAGCAUCUUUAAUCAUGGGGCAAAUUUGAGGGGUAAAAGACUAUAAGGGGUUUUAGGGGGCUAUCUUAGCUCUUAUUUGGGAGGUUUUUAAGAGGGGGGCUAAAAUGGUGAGAGCUCAAAUGGUGGGGAUUAUUUUAACUUUUCUUUGUUUUACUUAAAUUGAAUAUACUUGUGUUGUUGUGAGUGUUUUGAACUAACGAAGUUCCUAUCGUUGUAACUUUCAACCAUUUGAUUGUUAUUUGAAAAAAAAAAUUUAAAAUUUGGAACGUUCUUCCAUUUCAACUAAAAAAAAGGUAUCUCCGAAAUCGUUCAAAAUCUUGGUAAUUUUGAUGAACGAAGUUAAUUUCGGUGUAACUUUCUUCCAUUUCAACUAAAAACAAAGUAUCUCAGAAUAUUUCAAAUUUUAUCGGAAUGUUCGUAUUUAAUUAUUGUGAAUGAAUAUAUAAAUUUUAAAGUAAAAAACAUAAUUUUAACUAUUCAUAAGUUAUGAUUACUAAAUACGAAACAUAAAUUUUUAGCCAUCCGGGUUGCAGCUGUUUCAGUUUUCGAGGGGGUUAAAAGGAUAAAAUAGCCUUAAAACCUCCAAUUUUUGUCCCUCGGGUUGUGGUUAGCCUAAUGGGAGGGAAAAGCAACAUUGUCAAAUAGGGGAGGCAAAAGCAGAACGCGUAGGUUAGUUGUUGUUUCAUUAUAAUUGUUUCAGCUUGUUAGUUGUUGUUUCAUUGUAAUUAAUUAAUAAUAGAGAGGAAGCCCGUGCUUCGUGACCAGAGUCACAAGACAUAAUCAUUAGUAAUAGAACAGAGAUAUUGAUUACAUAUAAUCUCAAUGUGUUCUUAUGGCGACAUAAGGCUAAGUCUGUAUCCAACAUUUAAAAGCAGGUAACAAUAAAGAUCCAUUUCAAUAACUCCCACCUACAUGUAGAUAAAAAAGAGUUAAGUAUCUAUUCAUGUUUUGUUUUACAGGGAAGGAGAAAAGAGUUGCCUGGCAGACAAAGACAUGUAAAGUUUCACAAAUGCAUCACCUCACGCUAUGGUCGGGUCGGGUACAUUUGGUGGCUGGCCUCUAUAAGGCUGUCCACAACCCUAGGACUAAAAGGCUAAAAUGUCC
Messenger RNA from Linum trigynum, 4332 nucleotides. The record is from the annotation of a GenBank genome assembly. Lineage: Eukaryota; Viridiplantae; Streptophyta; Magnoliopsida; Malpighiales; Linaceae.